AUGACCACAAGACGGCAAAGAGACCCAUCCCCCCAACUGUACGCAUCAACAAUAAGUGAUGCCAUAAAUAGGUAUUCGCUUAUAAGGACUGGGGAGCAUCAUAGUGGGAGUUUCGAACUGGAUCGAAAUGGCUCAGACGAAAAGGACGUCGCGAGUCAGAGCGAUUUGACAUUUCUCCAGGAUGACACAUCCGACGAAGAAGGAGAGUUACAAACGUACACCUCGAUAGUGCCUGGUGGGACGAAUGAAUCCAUACGGCGGAGGGCCACGAAAAGGGAAUUCUCCCCCUAUGGGUGGAGGGGAAAGAUCAAAGGCUCCCCGAAGGAAAUAUCCAUGGAUGUGCUCCUAAAUAAGAAGGCUGAACACGAAGCGGAGUGGACUAAACGUAUUUUUAAUAUCCUUCUGACCGCGGAGGAGGAAAAGAAAUCUAAGGACUACCAAGACGUCGUGAGAACAAUUGAGCGUGAAGAGAUAAAGGAGUUAUUGUUAUAUCAUUCUAAGGUAGUUCUGUCUGAAAUUAGAAAGAUAUAUAGAGUGUUAGGAGGUCUAGUGAAUGGUGGUGACUGGGUGGGAUGCAAAAGACCUUUGGAUGUUUCUCCUCGUGAAGAAGAACCAUUGCACAAGUUAAGAAGCAAAAAAGGGGGACCCAAUUUAAGGGUUAAGAAAUGGUACCUAUUGAAUCGGUACUAUAGGAGGCUGUGCAGGAUCUACGAGGAGGAGAAUUCUCUUUUGCGGAGGUUAUGCAUGGGUAGUCCCGUUGGUGACGCAAGUGAGGUUGAAGCGGGAUCGAAGGGGCACGACAAGAGAACCACGCAGAAUAUUUUGCGAAAAUGCGGAAUCACCUACGAAGCUAAAAUAGGGACAACUCUUCCGGUCCAGAUAAAAUCAAAAUGGAGAUGGAUACGAGGUGAACUAAGAAGAGGACGUAAGCCCCGAUUAAAUAAAAGAAGAGAUACUCGCAUUUUCCGUUUUGUUCCCCAUGUGGAAAGGGUGGAGAAGCAGCUGGACGGUGAAUCCCUCGCGGAUGAGAGAAGUGCACCCAAUGGAAGGACGCAAAACAGUCAGGUAGAAGCGCCAAAGAUUAGCACAUCGAAGUGUAACGUAUACGAGACGGAAGCGGAAGUGAGAAGCUCCAACGAAAUGGCUGUGCCAAAUGGUGCCACUGUUAACGACUGUCAUGAUGAUGCAGCGAUGGAGGUGGGGCUAAAAGAGGAAGAGGAGGAAUGCACCCAAGGGUUUACUCAAGAGGAAGAAAAAUCCAGUCGUCAAAAUGGUGCCCUUAUCGGGGGAGAAACAUCAGGAACGGGUGUGAAAGCGUCAAGUGGGGGAGCCACCCGUAUAGAUGUAACGGUGAACGAGCAGAGUGAGCAGACCGGUGAAGCACCCGUGGAAGAGCACCCCGGGAAGGGGCUCAACGAUGAGCUCGAAAAAAGGGAUAAUCAUCUCAGCGCAGAGAACAGUAAGUUGGAACAAAUGCACAGAUCACAUUUGGUUGAGUCCAAUAUGGACAAGAAAACUAAGUUAAAAAAAAAGAAAAAAGUAGCAGAAAGAACAGAGAAGGGAGAGAAGAAGAAGAAGAAAAAAAAAAAUUUAAAUGUCCAGCAGACAAAUGUAGUUACUGAGAAGGAAGAGGAGAUAGCAGGCGAUCACUCCCUGGCGGACAUCCUAGAUAAAGCCACAGAAAAGACGAACGAGGGGGUAAUUCUUUGUCAGGAGGUCUACCACGAUUGCACUCAUUAG
Molecule: messenger RNA, 1740 nt
Organism: Plasmodium inui San Antonio 1
Lineage: Eukaryota; Apicomplexa; Aconoidasida; Haemosporida; Plasmodiidae
Exons: 4
Coding region: 1-1740 (579 amino acids)
Source: RefSeq, a predicted model, not a curated record